Messenger RNA from Plutella xylostella (diamondback moth), 1451 nucleotides. It is a transcript of the gene Zpr1, whose product is annotated as zinc finger protein Zpr1. The record is from RefSeq and is a predicted model, not a curated record. Gene Ontology annotation, molecular function: zinc ion binding. Gene Ontology annotation, cellular component: nucleus. Lineage: Eukaryota; Metazoa; Arthropoda; Insecta; Lepidoptera; Plutellidae.
UUUUGCGUCAGUCAUCGUGUCAACGUGAACGUGAUAAGUUCAAUCUAUUCGUGAUUUAUUCAGAUUUUGUUGUUUAAAAUGAGUGCCGUAGAAUCAAAGCCGCUGUUCAGGGACCUGAAUGCCGAGGACCCGGAGCCGGAAUGCACAGAAAUUGAGUCCAUGUGCAUGAAUUGCCACGCAAAUGGCAUGACUCGUCUGCUGCUCACUCGCAUCCCGUACUACAAGAAUGUGGUGAUCAUGUCGUUCUCGUGCGAGGAGUGCGGGUACGCCAACAACGAGGUGCAGCCGGGCGGCGCCUUCGCUGAUGUGGGGGUCAGAUGGAAGCUCCAAGUGGAGAAGCCUGAAGACCUGAACCGGCAGGUGGUGAAGAGCGACUACACGAGCGUCAAGAUACCUGAGCUGGACUUUGAGAUCCCUGCACAGAGCCAGAAAGGAGAAGUAACAACAGUAGAAGGCAUAAUCUCCCGCGCCAUCGCCGGCCUGCUACAAGACCACGAGCGGAGACAGUCGGAGCAUCCUGAGGCAGCUGCACAGAUCACGGAGUUUGUGGGCAGGCUGGAGGCGCUGAAGACACUGGAGAAAGGGUUCAGCGUGGAGAUUGAGGAUAUUAGUGGCAACUGCUUCGUGGAAAAUCCGGAGGCUCCACAGAAAGACCCGCGCUGUGUUCGCACAGAGUUCAAGAGAAACGACGAACAGAACCAUUUACUGGGGGUGUUCACUCAUGAUGAGCGCGGCGACACGGCGCCCCCGACCGGUCUGCUGACGGCGUCGGACCCCGCGCAGCACAGCUACGACCGACUGCAGGGAGACGAGGUGAUGUCAUUCCCGACCAACUGCCCGGAGUGCAACGCGCCCGCCGACACCCGGAUGAAGCUUACCCAUAUACCGCACUUCAAAGAAGUGGUGAUAAUGGCCACGACUUGCGACGCGUGUGGACAUCGCACCAACGAGGUGAAAUCCGGUGGCGGUAUCGAAGACAAGGGAGUGAAGUUUGAGAUUCGCGUCGCUUCAAAGGAUGACUUCUCUCGCGAUAUACUGAAGUCAGAAACCUGCUCCAUGUCAAUCCCCGAGUUAGACUGCAGCGUGGGCGGGCGCGCGCUCGGCGGCCGUUUCACCACCGCGGAGGGGCUACUGCGAGCCACGGCCGAGCAGCUCGCCGACUGCCCUGGCGCUACGGGCGACGCGCCGGGACAGAGCGGGAAGUUGGAUAGUUUCAUCAAGCAGCUCGAAGAAGUCCUGGCCGGGACUAGAACCGCGACCAUCGUGCUGGACGACCCCGCCGGCAACUCGUACGUGCAGAGCCUCAACGACCAGUGUCCCGACCAGCCGGACGACGGUCUGAAAGUGACCCGCUACGAGCGUUCCGAGGAGCAGAACGAAGAGCUGGGCCUCAACGACAUGAAGACUGAAAACUAUCAGAACGACAGCUAGUCGUAGGUGUUCUCUUCUUA